Messenger RNA from Colius striatus (speckled mousebird), 580 nucleotides. It is a transcript of the gene LSM6, whose product is annotated as LSM6 homolog, U6 small nuclear RNA and mRNA degradation associated. Gene Ontology annotation, biological process: maturation of SSU-rRNA; mRNA splicing, via spliceosome. Bases 201 to 443 code for a protein of 80 amino acids. Gene Ontology annotation, molecular function: RNA binding. The record is from RefSeq and is a predicted model, not a curated record. Gene Ontology annotation, cellular component: sno(s)RNA-containing ribonucleoprotein complex; nucleolus; P-body. The transcript is spliced from 4 exons. Lineage: Eukaryota; Metazoa; Chordata; Aves; Coliiformes; Coliidae.
ACAGUCGCCGAAGGCAGUUGGCCACAGAACGCAAGCUGCAACAGGCUGGCACCGGGUGCCCGCGUUAGCGCCGUUUCUGUCAUUGAUGUGACGUGCAGAACAGCUGCUAGUUAGAGGGACAUUAAGGCAGAGGUUAAGCACUACCGACUGAGAGAGGGUAUGAUACCAAACUGGGAGUGUGUUUACUAGAGAAGAUCAAGAUGAGUCUACGGAAGCAAACCCCUAGUGACUUCUUAAAACAAAUAAUUGGAAGGCCAGUUGUUGUAAAAUUAAAUUCUGGAGUUGAUUAUCGAGGUGUCCUGGCUUGUCUGGAUGGGUAUAUGAAUAUAGCUCUGGAACAGACUGAAGAAUAUGUAAAUGGACAGUUAAAGAACAAGUAUGGAGAUGCCUUUAUCCGAGGAAAUAAUGUAUUGUACAUAAGUACACAGAAGAGGAGGAUGUGAAGAUGCCCGAAGGAGGUUGUUUUGUACUUGUGAAACUCUUCAAAGUGAUGAGCCCUAUUUGAAUUGUAGUUAGUAAUCCACAGGUGAAAUACACAAGUGUUUAAAUAUUUUUUUUUAAUAAAUGUAAAUCACUGUAA